Perca fluviatilis (European perch) is the source of this 1557-nucleotide messenger RNA. Its product is annotated as lysosomal thioesterase PPT2-A-like. Bases 131 to 1078 code for a protein of 315 amino acids. Gene Ontology annotation, molecular function: thiolester hydrolase activity. Lineage: Eukaryota; Metazoa; Chordata; Actinopteri; Perciformes; Percidae. Gene Ontology annotation, cellular component: lysosome. The record is from RefSeq and is a predicted model, not a curated record. The transcript has 8 exons.
GGAAGGAAGCGCGCACAUGCCAAGUCUUCAAACAAAAGUUAAAAGAGAUAGAUCAUUUACUCAUCAGCUCAUGUAAGAGCCAAUCACGUCUCUGUCGCUCUCUCAAGUCUCUCCAGGAUCCCUUCUCUCGAUGCUCCAGUCUGCUCGCGGCCAGAGGGUUGACCUGCGACCGGGUAGAGAGAUGAAGACUCCGCAGGUCAUCCGAGAAUCGCCGGUACUCCUUCUGCAGCUGCAGCUGCUGCUGCUGCUGCUGACAGGGGUUUGCAUUGACGGGUACAAGCCUGUCAUCAUCGUGCAUGGCAUUUUGGAUGGACCGAAACAGUUCAACACGAUCGCUUUUCACAUAAACAAGACGCAUCCAGGCACCAAUGUGACAGUGAUUGACUUGUAUGAUAACUGGGCCAGUCUGGAGCCGAUGUGGAAGCAGGUCCAAGGCUUCAGGAAAGUCUUCGACAACAUUGUGCAAAAAGCUCCUGAUGGCGUCCAUCUUGUGUGCUUCUCACAAGGUGGUCUAAUUUGUCGAGCACUUCUCUCCAUGGCUCCAGACCACAACGUGCACACCUUUGUUUCGCUGUCAUCACCACAGGCCGGGCAGUAUGGAGACACCGAAUAUCUGAAGAAGGUAUUUCCUGACUGCACAAAAAAGUUAGUGUUUCAUCUUUGCUACAACAGAGUGGGACAGAAAGUGUCUAUCUGCAACUACUGGAACGACCCUCACCAUCGGCCCCGCUACCUGCAGGGCAACAGCUUUCUGGCUGUGCUUAAUGGUGACAGACCUCACAACAACAUGAAAGCAUGGAGAGAAAACUUCCUGCGUAUCAAGAAGCUUGUGCUGAUUGGAGGACCAGAUGAUGGCGUCAUCACACCAUGGCAGUCCAGCCACUUUGGAUUCUAUGACAGCGACGAAAACAUUGUAGAAAUGAGAAACCAGGAGUCUUACAAGAACGAUACGUUUGGGCUGAAGACGCUGGACGCUCGAGGCGACAUGUCAGUGUGCGUUCACUCUGGAGUGAAGCACAUUCAAUGGCACUCCAACUACACGGUGUUCAGGACCUGCAUAGAGAAGUGGCUCACAUGAAUAUGUAGAUACAAAUAUAAUUCACAAAUGCUUCCUCUUGCUUCUCUUCUGAAAAAAAAAAAAAGGCUUCCAUAGACAACCAAAAAAAAUAUGGUCUUGCAUUUUUAAUGCUUUGAAAUUCCCUCAAUAGAAACAUCCUUAAAUGGUCCUUAAUAUUGUGGGUGAUAGUCUGCACUGAGCCAUGCAUUGUGGUAAACCAUUAGUAAUGACCUUUAUUUGUCUGCAGUGUAAUGGCCAAUCAACUGCUGCCAUCUGAUGGAUGUUUAUGGUGGUUUAUGGCUGACGGUGUCUUGUAAAGGGUGAAUUCACACAUUUCACACAUCUUUUCUUUAGGAUGAAACUUUUAGGCAUGAUGGGGAGUUUCAACCCGCAGAGAUUAAUGAUAGCCUAUGUUUCUGCCUCAUGUAACUUGGUGUUAAUUGAUCCUUUAAAGAAUAUGUGAAAGGUUCUUCUGUAUUAAAGUAUUUUGUAUGAACUAA